Molecule: messenger RNA, 978 nt
Organism: Fragaria vesca subsp. vesca
Lineage: Eukaryota; Viridiplantae; Streptophyta; Magnoliopsida; Rosales; Rosaceae
Product: probable thiol methyltransferase 2-like
Exons: 8
Coding region: 6-689 (227 amino acids)
Molecular function (GO): S-adenosylmethionine-dependent methyltransferase activity
Source: RefSeq, a predicted model, not a curated record
UGAGGAUGAUGAUGAAGAAGAGAGAGCAAGGGGAAGCUGUUAGUGAGCUUCAGCAACACUUAGCACCGCGACUCUACCGGAGUACCGGUGUUGGCUGGGACAAGUUGUGGGAGCAAGGUGUGACCCCUUGGGAUUUAGGACGCCCAACGCCUGUUGUUGCUCAUCUUCACAAGUCGGGUGGCCUCCCCAAGGGCAGGGCUCUUGUUCCCGGAUGCGGCACUGGUUAUGAUGUUGUAGAGAUUGCAUGUCCCGAUCGCCUUGUUACUGGUUUAGACAUUUCACACAAUGCCAUUAACAAGGCCCUCCAGUUGUUCUCCUCACUUCCCAAUGCAAUGCAUUUUACCUUCUUAAAAGUGGACUUCUUUACCUGGCAUCCAACUGAUUUGUUUGAUCUCGUUUUUGAUUAUACGUUCUUCUGUGCUAUUGAACCAGACAUGAGAUCCGCGUGGGCACAAAAGAUGGCGGAUAUCUUAAAACCAGAUGGAGAGCUCAUAACGCUAAUGUUUCCUAUCGAUGAUCAUGUUGGUGGACCUCCAUACAAAGUGUCAGUUUCAGACUAUGAAGAGGUGUUGCAUCCCAUGGGAUUUAAAGCAAUCUCCAUCUUGGAUAAUGAUCUAGCUGUCAAACCUCGCAAGGGACGAGAGAAGCUAGGAAGGUGGAAGAGGUCUGCAAGUAGAUCCUCUCUUUGACAAGGAUUAUCAUUCUGAUGAAUCAAAGCAUCCAGAGGCAUCCAACUGAAAGUAGUGAAAUUUGAACUGGUCAUUUGUGUAGUGAUUCUCAUUCCAAUUUGUUCGUCUUGAAUCUGGAUAUACAAGUAUGUGAUAUUAUCUGGAUAUAUAAGUACCAGAGUUGAUACCCGCGCCUUGGCGCGGUGUAUAUUUAUAAAGCUGGUUAAUGAUUCAGUUGAUUGAUGGAAAAGUUUUUGAUAUGUACUUCAUAGAACUUCAAUACAUUGUAUAUUACAUAUACAUAUGAUUC